This is a messenger RNA of Balaenoptera musculus (blue whale), 1653 nucleotides long. It is a transcript of the gene LMO4, whose product is annotated as LIM domain only 4. The record is from RefSeq and is a predicted model, not a curated record. Bases 393 to 890 code for a protein of 165 amino acids. The transcript is spliced from 5 exons. Lineage: Eukaryota; Metazoa; Chordata; Mammalia; Artiodactyla; Balaenopteridae.
AGUGAAGCCACAUUGCCAAACUUGCAGCAGCGAUUGCAGCAGUUGCUGCCGCUGCGCCGCGCCGCGCGGGCCGAGGGCUCCUGCAGCUGCUCGCGCGGAGCCGGAGGCGGAGAAGAACGACGAGGACCGAGACUGACGCUUCUGCUUCCCGGCGCCUGCCACUUACGCGGGGCCCCCCAACCCAGCCUCAGAGCAGCGCGUUAAAAAAAAAAAAAAAGAAAAGAAAAGCAGCCCUUAGCCCCCUCCUCCCCUUUCCUGCUUCUGCGAGAACAUCCCCCCCCUCCCUCCAGCUCCGCCAGCCAAGGCGCCCCUUCCUUGGAAGCCGAGCGGCUUCGCUCGAAUUUCGCCGCCGCCGCCUCUCGCAAUAUUGCAAUAUAGGGGAAAAGCAGACCAUGGUGAAUCCGGGCAGCAGCUCACAGCCGCCCCCGGUGACGGCCGGCUCCCUCUCCUGGAAGCGGUGCGCAGGCUGCGGAGGCAAGAUUGCGGACCGCUUUCUGCUCUAUGCCAUGGACAGCUACUGGCACAGCCGGUGCCUCAAGUGUUCCUGCUGCCAGGCGCAGCUGGGCGACAUCGGCACGUCCUGUUACACCAAGAGCGGCAUGAUCCUUUGCAGAAAUGACUACAUUAGGUUAUUUGGGAAUAGCGGUGCUUGCAGCGCUUGUGGACAGUCUAUUCCUGCGAGCGAACUCGUCAUGAGGGCCCAAGGCAAUGUGUAUCAUCUGAAGUGUUUUACAUGCUCUACCUGCCGGAAUCGCCUGGUCCCAGGAGAUCGGUUUCACUACAUCAAUGGCAGUUUAUUUUGUGAACAUGAUAGACCUACAGCUCUCAUCAAUGGCCAUUUGAAUUCACUUCAGAGCAAUCCACUACUGCCAGACCAGAAGGUCUGCUAAAAGGUCAGAGUAAUGCAGAAUGCGUGCCUUCAUCUCAGAUCUUGUUCAUCACAGGUGGAUCCCGUGUGUCUUCAGUAGACAAGUCACCUUUGUAGCUAGCACCAGUGCCAGCUCCAUGCCAUUGCACCUUCUUUAGUCUUGAUUGCCCUUCUUGCAUUUAUUGGUGUAUUAAAAUGACUGAAUAUGAACAUUAAGGACUCCAUGAACCUGGGCUAAUGGGAGACUGUAGAGAAAAUGAAAAAAGAUCCACCGGAGGACAUCUUUGGGGGGGAGGGAGCUUGGGAGGAGGGAAAUGACUAAUGAAGCUAAUUAAAAGAAGCAUUCAAAUCUGCUUUCUACCCUCAUUAACAAUUAGCAGGGCACUGGCCAGAGUUUGUACCCUGUGUUUUUACCUUAACAACAUUCUAUUUGCUCUUUGUAUAUUUAAGUGUUGUAAGGAAAUGUGUUUCAAUCAAAACUGAACAUGAGAUAAAGGAAAGAGAUGUGGCUUUUGUGAUAUUCUAUCACAAACACUUUUAUUGUAUCUCUGUAAAAUACAAUGUAUGUAUGCAUGUAAGUGUUUUCGUCCUAAUGUUGCUACUCCCAUGGCAAAGAAAAAAAAAAAAGAAUGAAAAAAAGAAAAAAAAACUUGGAAAAAAAAUCAGGCUCAUAGAAGCUACUGUGUAGAAAUUUCCCCCUACUUCUAAUUUGCUGAAUGAAGAAAAAAAUCUUUUAUUUGUGAUAUUUUCAGAGACAUUUGCUCUAGUAUGGUGUAUUUAAAUAA